This is a messenger RNA of Gambusia affinis (western mosquitofish), 5977 nucleotides long. RefSeq names its product G patch domain-containing protein 2-like. The coding region runs from base 91 to 1470 and encodes 459 amino acids. Lineage: Eukaryota; Metazoa; Chordata; Actinopteri; Cyprinodontiformes; Poeciliidae. The transcript has 10 exons. The record is from RefSeq and is a predicted model, not a curated record.
GCCACCUGAUUGGCUGCACUGCAGGGCGGAAGUGCGUCUGUUUUCCCAGCUGGGAGCUGAAAACAAAACAAGACAAGCAGCGACUGAACCAUGAUGGAUGAGCUGGUGCAGGACCUGGUGUCUGCACUGGAGCAGGCCUCUGAGCAAAACAAGUUAGGGGAGCUGUGGGAGGAAAUGGUCCUCAGUCCGCUGCAGCAUCGGCGACAAAUCCGGCGGCGCAGAGGUCGGAAGCGCCUUCACGAGUCCUCCGUCUAUCCGGUGGCACGCAGACGUCGCUGGAUUGAGGCUUCUGAGUCCAGCCUGGAUGAGGCCAAAGGAUACAGGGAGAACAUAUCCUCCACCUUCACUACCGCUGUGGCAAACCACAGCGAUUCAGAUAAUAUGACCAGCACUGACCACUGGCCUCGUGUUGUCGGCGGCCCUGUCAGAUCCAGACACCCAUCUUGGCCAGAGUCCGAUUCCUUCACCGACAGUAAUCCAGGACAGCCACUCAGAAGACGCAGGAAGGUCAAGCGUAUGACUUCAGACAUGACGGUCAGAUUUCAGCAGAAGUUGCAUGACGGAAAGAAGAGGCACAGGCCAUCUAAGGUUCAGCGUUUGUCAGGAUCUAGGAAGAGGUCGAGCAGCUGGACUGGACCUGAGAGACAGACAGACGGAGGCAGAAUGAUGGGAAAGGAGUGCUGGAAAAGAAAGAUGGCGAAGGAACAUAGAGAUGGUCCAGAUGAGAACAUGUCUGAUGGGGAAACCAGUAGCACGUGCAGCAGUGACCCCGGUCUGUUCACCAAUGAUGAAGGAAGACAAGGUGAUGAUGAGCAGAGCGACUGGUUCUUUGAAGGGGACUGUGGAGUCGGCCUGCUGCCCAACUGGGACUCUGACAGUCCGCUUUCACUUGAGGAUAGACAAUCCUCCACCAACUUCCUCCAACCUGCACGGCGCUCUGUUAGAGGGUAUCAUUCACGCCCUAAACGAUUGGCUUGCUCUGCUGCCUGCUGCAUUAGGCGGGACAGGAGGCGUCUUUCUAGAAAGAGCAACAACAUGCCGGUGUUUGUGGAAAGACUGAGACAUUUCACUGCUGAUCAUUGCCAGAGAAAAUUCUGGCUGCCUUCUGUUGGGAAUCAAGACAGAAACCAGUUGAACCCUUUGUGCCCACUACCGAUGUGUCCCAGUGACAUGAUGUCAGAAGGUUCCUAUGUCAGAUGUUCCCCCCCAUCCAUCAUAAGCAGACAGAUUAAUUUCAUUCCGGGACUGUUGUGCUCAUCUGACAUGUGGAGGAAGAAAGAAACAGAAGCUGUUUUCAUCACAUCAGCUAUCAACCCAUUUCAUAAAGAUCAGCAGAGAAAGGAGGCAAAAGGAGAUGCCUGCAGUAACACACCAAGCCCUGAAGCAGUAGGACCAAGUACACCUCAGUCUUCUACUUCUACUCAGCCUGAGAGUUCAUCUUUACUCCAGGGCAACCACGAGGACACUUGAAAGAGGCUUGACAGACCCAUCUAAUUCCUAAAGCGAUUGUGCCUGAGAACGAAAUAGCUAGAACCCCCUUCUACUUCACAAACUUUACAACAAAGAAAAAAAAAAUACAAAAGCACAUCAUUAGUCUUCAAAUCAGCAUGUUCCUGCUCGAUCCAGCCCUUCCAGAUAGUAUAUUAAGCAUGACAAAUGUUAAUGCAAUCAAGCCUUGUUAAGCGCUCCGCCAUCUCCUUAAGCAAGGAGGCAGCUUCAAGUGGCUCCUCGUUCGACUCAAGACUUUACUUCUCUUCCUGUUUCCUCACUGAGUCUCCAGGCCACCCGCCACUGCAUAAUCCAUUAAUUAUGUCCACUCCCGUAGCACAGCACUUGUCAGCAGGAACCUCGGAAAGUAUGGUCAGUUGAGGCUCGUUGACCAGGGGGCGUCUGCUCCACUUUAAGGCAACCAACAAUGGCUGUAAAGCAGCUAGCUCUGAGGGAGAUGAACAUCACAAUGUUUAGCUACCACAUGCUGUUGCAGGGUUAAGAGAGGCGACCACCGCUGGCGAGCCACACAAAGUACAGGCCUCCUAUUAGCAUGGGUUUGAAAACCUACAGUUGCUACAAAGGUGCUCAUUAGCACAACACAGAGGGAGCAUAGUCAUGGUCCUUGGAGGGCCGCUUCUGUUCUCUUCAGGUUACCCUCUAUAUUCAAAUUUCCCCAAACAGAUUUAAAGUUCAAGGCUGGCUGUAAAUCUGUCUGAGAAAGUUGUUUUUUUUUAGCAAUGUUGGCUGAGUUGCUCUUGGAGCUGGAGGAGCAACAGGAAACAGGAAAGGAGGGUUAUACACAGUAUCUUCCAAACCCCUCUGGGUAUAUAGUUCCCAAGUGGUUUCAUCUUUAGGAAAUCAAUGGCACCAUACAGAGGGAACAAACAAAAUAAUCUGAGCAAAGCAAAUAAAUAGGUGCAUAGAAAAGGAUGUGCAAAGCAAUAAAGUCAAUUCAACUUUUAGUGCAGUAGCAUUAUCUCACUUGAAAAAUGUAGAAAAUUCAAUCACCUAUAAUGUGAGUACAUUUAUUCAGUGAUGACACUCAUAUCAAUAUAUUUUACAGCCCACAUUUUUGUCAGUAGGACACUUUUAGUCUCCUAAAACAUAUCACAUGUUUGGAUCAUACAUACAGAAUGACCUUUGAGAAUUCCUCUGCUCUCUCCCAAUUUGAUUUAGAGUCCUCAACAGGUUUUAUGUUCCCUUCACUUCACCUCAAUCAACAGGUUUUCUGCAGGUCCAGGCACUGCGGUGCAAAAGAAGAAGGUUGUUUGUGUGUCUGGUGAAUCAAUUCUGUGUUGAUUUGUUCACAUAUUUUGGAUAAUGUUCCAGCUGAAAGACACAGUGAUGACCCAUUUUUAUUUUUCUGGUGGAGUUCACCAGAUUCCAAUUUAAAAUGUCAUCAUAUUUGAAUGAGUUCAUGAUACCCAGCAUUUUAACAAAGCUCCCUGAAAAUUUUGAAAAGAAAGAGGCCCACCAUAUCACAGAUCAUCCACCAUAAUUAGAGGAAAAUAGAAAUAUCCUAUAUUGUCCCUUAGUGGGGAAAUUCAGGUGUACUAACAGCAGAAAUGUAAAGGUAUACAGAAGCAUGCAUGCAUGGUUGAAAAAUAUAAAAACAGAAAAAAUAAGAAUAAGAAAACCAAGUUUUUAGUCAAAUAUUGCUUAUUACCACUAGAAAAUUGGAAGUGUAAGCAGCGUAUCCUACUAAAAGUCUGGUGAAGUUUUGAACCAAAAGUUGACCACAUUUUUUAAAGUCUUUUUUUACGGAAAUUCACAACAUAAUCACCAGCUGUAUGACAUGUCUUUUCAGAUAUUUUAAAGCCUUUUUAAAAAGAAGAAUUGCAUUUAAUAAAAUGAGAUUUGCUAAUUAAUGUGAGUUAUAUGUCUGCAAUAAUCUGUGUGAGAAGGAUUUAUGUGAUCAUGCUAGGGAGGGGUGACAUUUAUAAAUGCUGUGUGGGCACACUAUAGUUUAAAUGGAUGCCUCACACUACUUUGCUAGUUGCCGCCACAGAAAUCUGUCAGUGUUCAGAUCUGCGCACACUCCUCAGCCGCUACUGGUUUCCCUCCUUUUCACAUUGCAGCAAUGCACCUGGUAAAUAGGAAUUGCACAGGUUAAUGAUCAAUGUAAAACAGAAAAAAGUGUCUAAUACAUUUAUAAAUUGAUGUUUAGAGCAGUCUGCUUCUCAGCUGUUUGAGAUCUAUUCAUGUGUGUUUUGAGCUGGAAGAGCUUUACAGUGUUUGCUUAGUUAAUGGUCAGUGUUUUUUAGUUUUUUCCAUUGUAUGAAAAAGGGCCUAAUAAAAGUACAAGUAACAUUUACCCCAGAAAAUGUCCCUGGAAGGAAAGUGGAAUGCAAUGAUCUCAGAAACCUCACACUCAUUUGCCAGCUUAAACUUAUUAUAUUUCCUGUUGAUUGUGGAUUAGAAACUUGGAGUAAUUAAAUCUUGUGUUUUCUUCCAAAACACAAGAUUUAAAUCCAGUCGUAAUUUCUAUGGUGAGUAGCCAUGUCUACUCAUGUAGCUACUCUCAGGCAAAGUUGUAAUAUCCAGAAUAUUACAACUUUGGGUAGCAUAUUGUGAUCUGAAACAUAUUUCAUAGAAAUUCAUUUCAUUUUCCUCUUGCUGUCAGACUACAAAGGAGAGCUUAGUAGAUUAUCUGAUUGCAUUCAUGUAAUCGAAUGUAAGCACUGCAAGUUUAAAGGCAAUAUUGUUUAUAAGAAAACUGAUUUCAUUUAAUAUAAAGUUAACUACAAAACCACACCUGUUGUUUAGGAUACAUCCAAAAAGUACAACUAAGCUAAUCUAAUUUAAUGAUGGUUCCUGUAGUAGAAACAAAGCUUAUUAAAGAAAGAUUCAUUGUUCAUGUUAAAGAUUUCUGCAGUGGAAACUCACAUUAAGAUGCAUCAAUUCCUGCAUGGGUCAGUCAGUAGACGGGAAACAACACCCCAGCUGCCACAGAAUAAUUAGCAGUUCCCAUAAUGACACCUCUCCCAGACCUUAUGCCUCAAAAUUAAUUUACAAUGGCUCAGAAAUAGGGGAAUGGCUUCCGUAGAGCUAGUCAAUUGUCCUGUUACAGUUAAGGAAUCCGGCAGGCUGGUUGCACUCAUAUUUCAUCCCAGGUAAAGAUUACCUGUCAGGCCCAUGGGAGAUGUAUUGAUCUGUUUUCCUUUUUCCGGCAGCAAUCACCUGACAAAGGCACCUAGGAGGUGAGUGAAUGAGUGAUGCCUGGUCGGCCUGGUCGAGCCCAGUGGUUUCUGUUGUCCACUGAUAGGUUUUAAGCUUAUGAGGAAGAGCAGCAACAAUGCUGUCAUAAACUCUGCUUGAAACUCAUCUGCAUUCCUGCAAAGCAAUGCCCUCUGUGACACUGGUCACAGGUCAAAGGGGAAUUAGUUGUUUUUUUUGCCUCCUUUCUUGUCAGUGGCUUUUGUUCCUACUGUGUAAUGUGUACUGAUGAUGAAAAUGUAUGCAAAAAGGCCUCUCUGGUUCCUGCUGACAAUUGCAUGUUGUAAGUCACCUUAGUUCAACUCACUUUGUAUUUCAGAAGAGAUUCAUUUGGUUUGGACGGGCUUCUAAUGAGGAUGGAGCCAUUUUUCCCUGACUUUCUGGUAAUCAUCUUUCUCUAUGUCAUAUGGUUUCUUGGCAGCUAAUAUAUUUAUGUAAUUGCCUUGAUAUAUAACAUGUGUGUAUUAUUGUUGACACCAUGCAUCUUAACUAAUUACAGUGUAUAAAAUGUGUUGUAUAGUAUUUAUGAUGUGAUUAUUUUACAUCUUAUAACUGAGGAUUUAGGAAUGAGGUCAUUAAAUUUAUUAAUAGAAUUACACGAUAGAUCGCACUGGAGAUACAUCACCUUUUUAUAUAUUUUUUUCUAAUUUCAUUUACAAGGAUUUAAGAAAAUCUUGGUGGUAUCAGGGCUCUAAGGCAGCUAUCACAUUUGGAAGGUUGUGCAAAUGGCAUCUUAUCUCUUAAAGCUGUUAUCUUUGUGGAGGCAUGCCUAAUUGCUUUGCAAAUGAUCUAAAGAGGAUUACUAAUCCUUCAGAAAACAUCUGUACCAUAUUACUUCAUGUAAAAGAGAAGUUACAAUCCUAAAAUUCAACAUUAAGGAUUUUAUGCAGUAGCUUCCUUUCUGGUUUUAUAACUUAAAGCUCCAGUAAAACAGAUGAAUUGGUGAGUUCUUUAAUGAACUUUGUAUGGCUCUUAAGAAUUUGUUUUAAAGUCGCUCUAGUUAAACUCAAGUCAUUUGUGUAUUUGUAAUGUCUUGGAAGAUCUAUGCCUAAAACAUUGAUAUGUUUUUUCCCCCUCUAUGUUAUGUGUGUAAAAAAAUGCCAAUAUUUAUGCAUUUUUAAAUUCAAUACUGAAUUCAUGUGCAAUAAAUUGUUUUUGUGAUCAUGUUGGAAUAUUAAUGAGAGGACAGAGGUUUAGUCAGUUUUGUAUUUAACAGCAUUUACAGGCAGUGUUAUCACUUGAUAAUAAAAAUAAACAAUGUCAUAAUUUA